GGGGGGGGCGCCGGAGUUAGGAGGCGGCGCCCGGGAGUCCCCGGAGGAGGAUGGGCUGCGGACCCAGCAGGCUGAGCUGCUGCAAAGCCCCCAAAAAGAGGCGCCAAAAACCAGAUCAGCCACCCAGACCAGAGCCACAGGAACUAGGUCCCCUCAAUGGGGAUACAGCCCCAGCCGUCCAGUUCUGCGCAUCUGAGGAGGCUGAGGAGUACCAGAAGGAGAUAACCAGAAUUCUCCUGCAACACGAAGAGGACAGGAAGAAAUGGACACAACAGGCGGAGGAGGACAGGAAGCUAGAGCUUCGAGAGAAACUAGAUGAACAGAGAAGAGUCCUGGAAGGCCAGCAUGAGGAGACCCUGCAAGUCCUCCGGGCCUCGCAUGAGCAGGAGAAGGAAGCCCUUACCCACUCCUUUCAGGAGGCCAAGGCUACCCUGCAGGAGACCAUCGAUGGACUGUCCUCACAGCUGGAGGUCUUCCAGGCCAAGAUGAAGAGGGUAGAAGAGUCCAUUUUGAGCCGAGACUAUAAGAAGCACAUCCAGGAUUAUGGGAGCCCCAGCCAGUUCUGGGAGCAGGAGCUGGAGAGUUUACACUUUGUCAUCGAGAUGAAGAACGAGCGUAUUCACGAGCUGGACAAGCGGCUGAUCCUCAUGGAAACAGUGAAAGAAAAAAAUCUGAUGUUGGAGGAAAAAAUCUCCACCCUGCAGCAGGAGAACGAGGACCUCCAUGUCCGGGCCCGCAACCAGAUGGUUAUGUCAAGACAGCUCUCGGAGGACCUGCUUCUCGCCCGCGAGGCCCUGGAGAAGGAGUCCCAGUUGCGGCAACAGCUCCAGCAGGAGAAGGAGGAGCUGCUGUACCGGGUUCUCGGGACCGACGCCUCCCCUGCCUUCCCCCUGGCCUCUGUCACCCCCACGGAGGUCUCCUUCCUCGCCAGCUAGGGCCCGGGGCCUGGGCCCUCCAUGACGCCUGUGGUCACGGCUCCCUCUUGAGGACUUACUGAAGAAGACAGCAGGAGCCUCUCAUCUUGUCCCAGGAAGGGCGGAGGGCAGGAGUGAGGUGGGAGCCAGGGUGUGUGCCCAGAGGCCUGGGGGCCUGGGCCAUGCAGGAUCACCCAUGGGGUGAUGGAAGGCCCCAGAUGUGCCUUCCCUGGAGUUGGCCCGGGGAACAAGCAAAAGGAGUCCUUCCGUCCCUCCCUAUUCUCUCUGUUCAAAUCAGGGAAGUCCUGACCUUUUUCCAGGGGCAGUGCUGCUGAGGUCAUCUGACAAAGAGACAAGCCCCCUGGUCCUGACUUGGUAGCUUUCCCCAGAUGUUCUCGCCUCUGCUCAGACCCUCCCUUAGCCUCAGUUUACCUGUCCUCUAAAACAGGCAGGGGAACUGAACGAAUGAUACUUGAGUCUCUACAAUGUCCUAGUCUAGGUUUGUUUGAAGGACAGACAGGGGGCUGGGGACAGGGGAGGAAGUGGGCCAGACCCUGGGAAUUAACAGGGAAAGGUGGGCAGCUGGAAAGGGGGCUGCUGGAGGCCCAUUGGGCUGGCGGUGCCAGGGCCCGAACCAGCCAAAGCAGGGGCUAGACAUGACCUGGGGUAUGCCACUGCUUCUGGUCCCAGAGUCUGGUCAGCCCAGGGGAUAAGCCAGAUAGCCUCCUCCCUGACCAGGCAAGGCUCACUUCCUCAGCCCUCCAGGUCUCUCUGUCUCAGGGCCACCUCGUGGGUCUGGAGAUACCUAGCUGCCAGAGCUAGAACCUCAUCCCUGUAGAGAUGAGAAAACCACGGUGGGGAGUGGAGCCCACAAAGCCAGGACCAGGACCUCAGCUGUCAUCCCGCUCUUAGCUCGCUGUGCUUGUUUUUCUCCUCAGGCUCUGGAAAAAUCAAAUGUGUGACUUACCUUCCUCUACCUGCCCGCUCCCCAACUUCUGGUUUCUCUCUUCCUCC
This is a messenger RNA of Lontra canadensis (Northern American river otter), 1928 nucleotides long. It is a transcript of the gene CCDC69, whose product is annotated as coiled-coil domain containing 69. Gene Ontology annotation, molecular function: microtubule binding. NCBI's taxonomy places the organism in Eukaryota, Metazoa, Chordata, Mammalia, Carnivora, Mustelidae. The transcript has 9 exons. Bases 51 to 935 code for a protein of 294 amino acids. Gene Ontology annotation, cellular component: nucleus; cytoplasm. The record is from RefSeq and is a predicted model, not a curated record.